GCUUGUAAGAGAAAACAUCCCACUUCCGUGUUGUUACUGCUGAGGCACACUGCUUGGUCUUCAUCCUCUUCUGCACUGCUAUUAUGUUACCACAGCUACAAGCAUAGAGCAUCUUCCAAGAAUAUGUUGUAAACCAUUUCCUUCUUGCUUAGAAACAAAAGAACCCCACCCCAAAAAUGGUCUUUUGUAACAAUACUGCAAAAAUAUGAUAAUGUGUGUAGCAAAAGCACUGAUAAAAUGGGUGAGGGCACUGUUCUGUGCAACUACUCAGAAAUGCCUGUAUGAUCUCUUCAAAGCCUUAAAGCAAACAUCUCUUUUUAAAGUUGUCUCAAAAGCUGCAAAGUGAAAUUUGCUAUUUCCAUAGAUGAUGGGGGGAGUUGUUCAAAUUAAAUUCUGAGAACGUUAAGGUGCCUGAAGCAAGGCCACGCAGUCACCAACUUUGAGAAGACCCAAUGCCUCCCAGCAAGUCGCAUGGGCAACACGUUUAUUUAUUGCACUAACUCCACAAAAGUGAAUGCUUUGUUUCAGUCUUCCUCUUAAUAAUUCUCUGGCUUAACAAGGGCCUUUCACACCAUAGAUGAUUCAAGUAUCACACAACAUAUUUCCUCACACAACAGCCUCGGACGCGGGGCCAGGUGACUACUACCUGAAACGGCGAAUCGCGCCCGUAAUACCCCAGUGCACCCUUUGGACAGAGCUGGGCCAAAGGCUUCUCCGCCGCCACAAUGAAGUUCUCCCGGCUUCCACUGCGACUAGAAGAUGAAUAAUCUUUCCUUUAGUGAACUGUGUUGCCUGUUCUGUUGUCCACCAUGCCCAGGGAAAAUUGCCUCCAAAUUGGCAUUCUUACCUCCUGAUCCCACAUAUACGCUGAUGUGUGAUGAGAGUGGUAGUCGCUGGACUUUACAUCUCUCAGAGCGAGCAGACUGGCAGUAUUCUUCUAGAGAAAAAGAUGCCAUUGAAUGCUUCAUGACUAGAACAAGUAAAGGUAACAGGAUUGCCUGUAUGUUUGUGCGUUGCUCACCUAACGCCAAGUAUACUUUGCUCUUCUCACAUGGAAAUGCCGUUGACCUAGGUCAGAUGAGCAGCUUUUACAUAGGGCUGGGUUCACGGAUUAAUUGCAACAUAUUCUCAUAUGAUUAUUCUGGAUAUGGUGCAAGUUCUGGGAAGCCAACAGAGAAGAAUUUGUAUGCUGACAUUGAUGCUGCUUGGGUGGCUCUUAGGACAAGGUACGGAAUCCGCCCUGAAAAUGUGAUUAUAUAUGGCCAGAGUAUAGGAACAGUACCAUCUGUGGAUCUUGCUGCUAGGUAUGAAAGUGCUGCUGUAAUUCUUCAUUCUCCCCUGACCUCAGGAAUGCGAGUAGCUUUUCCUGAUACGAAGAAGACGUAUUGCUUUGAUGCAUUCCCAAACAUUGACAAAAUUUCUAAAAUAACAUCUCCUGUGUUAAUAAUCCAUGGGACUGAAGAUGAAGUAAUUGACUUUUCACAUGGCCUAGCAUUAUUCGAGCGUUGCCAGAGACCUGUAGAACCACUGUGGGUAGAAGGAGCAGGCCAUAAUGAUGUGGAACUCUAUGGACAGUACCUUGAAAGAUUAAAACAGUUUGUGUCACAGGAACUGGUGAACUUGUAAUUUUCUUUGUAUAUUUACAUGCUUUUUCAUUUCACUGCAGAACUGCACACCUUGAUAAACACAUAACAUGAAACCUGAAGGUUGUGUUUUCAAAUCAUCUUGGUUGCCUUCAUUAAAUGUACAGGUAAUGAUUUGUCAACAUAAUUAAUGAAGGUUUUAAUGCCAGUAUUAUAAACUGGAAUUACAUGAUCAUGCAGUCAAGCUUGGCAGUUCAUAUUACUUUGUGUGAAGUUUUUUCCUUCUUAGAUGUAAAAAAGAAAAUCACAAGGAGUACUGUACAAAAUUUCAAUUAUGUAAAAUCAAAUGCUGUAAGAGUGUGGCCAAAUGCUUUAGCAUAUCAAAAACAAGUUUAUAAAUAUUUUUUAAACAUCUCAAAAUGUACUGUGAGUUACUGUGUUGCACAGAUGUAAAUUAAAAACCAGACUUCUAAGCAGUUGUUCUGUAAAAUGUAAUAGCCAUGAAAUUUGAUCAAAUACUAAUGUAUGUAAUAAGAAUAGGCAGUCACUGGAAAUGGCCCAUGCCCUGUUAUAGGGGGAGAGGGUCAAAACAGAUCUCUUUUUUUCCCCAUAUUUUUCUAUCUUUUGUGCUUAGUUUCACUUUUGGUGUUCUGUUCUUGUGUUAACCCUUACCUCUCAGGUUAAACAAAUUUACCCACUCAUCAGCAGUCCUAAUCUUGCCAAAGUAAUGCUGCAAGUUAUCAUUGUUGUAAUGCAGAUACUCACUUGAUUGCUACUGAGGCCACCAAAUACUACUUUGAAACCAGUAAGACUUUUAGAACCUAGAAGGCUUUGUGGACAAUGUAGUUUUAAACAUUGAUUGCAUAGAGAUGCAAUAUUCAUUAGAAAAAACCCUGGAAGUUUAUCCAAUUUUGUAAUAAACAAUUUGCAAGUUUGCAGUUGUCUGAUGAGGCUGGCUUUUGGAUGUUUUGUGUAAAUGAUUAUUGUUUUUUGAGUAUUGUAUGGAAAUUUUACUAAUCACACCUGGAUGGGGUGGGGGGAGGGGCAAGAAGAGAAUGUUGACAUUUUUCUAUUAACUCAUGGUAAAAUAAACUUCGUAAGUUGCCUUUCCCUUGAAUGCAUUUUACAUGAAUAAAAAUAUGAAAAGUAAACUUAAUUAUAUGUAGCCUAUUUGUAAACAAAGUAAUAUUCCAACAAUACACACUGUGCUUCUGAUUUAAGGCCUUAUGUAGUUUAAUUGUUCUGCCUGUUUUUUGUGAUUGAGACUAUUGUAUACUUAAAUGUAGCUUCAAUUAUUGUGAAAAUUUCAGUUAAGAUGUGUUGAUUAACAGUAAACAAUAUUCCACAUA
Falco peregrinus (peregrine falcon) is the source of this 2932-nucleotide messenger RNA. RefSeq names its product abhydrolase domain containing 17B, depalmitoylase (gene ABHD17B). Gene Ontology annotation, molecular function: serine-type peptidase activity; palmitoyl-(protein) hydrolase activity. Gene Ontology annotation, cellular component: endosome membrane; plasma membrane. The transcript is spliced from 4 exons. Gene Ontology annotation, biological process: protein depalmitoylation; proteolysis. Lineage: Eukaryota; Metazoa; Chordata; Aves; Falconiformes; Falconidae. Bases 760 to 1626 code for a protein of 288 amino acids. The record is from RefSeq and is a predicted model, not a curated record.